CCCAGGCAGGGCCGGCCACAGAGGUCUCAGAGCGCAGGGCAGAGGGCAAAGAAGGACUGCGGACCCCAUGGGCGGAACAAGAAAGGACAAGCCUCCGCUGAGGCUGAGGAUCUCUUCCCCACUCCUCCCCGGAAACCUUCCUUCCCCUUCCAGUGGGCCUGGGAGAACUUCAUCAUGGAUGGCCAGGCUCUGCCUCAGACAAGCUUCCCGAGGACCCUGGCCACCAGGUCCUGCCCUCGUCCCCAGCAGUCCCCCAGCACAAGUCCAGGCGCAAAGUCCAUGGUCAGCCUCCCAGAAUCCCUUGAUUUCUGCCAGAAGGUGGAGAUGCAAAAUCUGGAGAGGAGACAGCAGUUGGGGGCCUGGGGUGGCAUCCUCCUCCCUCCUGGCAAAGGAAAGAGCCAAGGGCUGGAUCUGCCUGGCAAGUGUGGCCUCUGUCUGCCUGGGAAGAGCUCAGGAUCGGAAUCAGAAUCUGAGGAGGCUGCAGAGCUGGAAGGCCUGGGUGCUGAGGAGGCUGUGAGGGGUCUGGGCCCUGGGGAACUGCUCCAGAUCCCCAGGAGGGGCUCGAUCUGGGAGGAGGAGCGGUUCUCAGAGGCUGCCGAGGAGGCCGAGCAGUGGGUUACAGCGCCACACAGGAGGAAGGGCAGUUCUCGGAAAAAGGGUCAGAAUUCUGGAGAGGAGGCUUCUGAAGAAGGGGGGCUGCGGCACCAGGGCCAGGGGAGCAGCUCCAGCUUCAACAACUCCAGAGGGUCACAAAGGGGAGUGUCCAGGGCCAAGGAGCUGGAGGGGCCCUGGGACCUAGAGAAGCUGCACAGGCGCUUACAGCAAGAAUUGAAUUGUGGCCCCCAAAAGCAGUCCUGGAAGUCUUUCCGGACUGUCCAACCGGAGGGGAAAGCCCAUGUCCUGGGAGACAAUGGAACUUUCCUGUUUGCCAGUUUCCCUAAUCGCACCUUCCAACGACAGGAGGCCACCAGAAGCCUGCUGCAGAGCUGGGAGCGGCAGGAGCAGGAGCAGCAGCAGCAGGCUGAGCUGCGCAGGACUCGGGAGCAGCAGGUCCAGCAGCAGGUCGCCCGCUGCCUAGCAGCCUACGCACCCCGAGGGGGCCGGGGACCCAGUGCCACCCAGCGCAAGGUGGAGGAACUGAGGCGCCAAGAGCGACAGCGCUUUGCUGAGUACCAGGCAGAGCUGAAGGGGAUCCAACACAGGGUGCAGGCCCGGCCCUUCCUGUUCCAGCAGGCCAUGCAGGCCAAUGCCAGGCUCACUGUGGCCCGGCGCUUCUCCCAGGUGCUUUCAGCACUAGGAGUGGACGAGGAGGAGCUGGUGGCUGAGACACAUAAAAAGGAUACAAUGCGAGCCUCCAGGAAACCCAGGAGCCACAGGUCAAUGGGGGUGAGAAUGGAGCCCUCUUCUCAGAGCCCCCCAAAGACAGAACCCACCGGCAGCCAUCCUGACAGGCACUCUUCCCCCAGCCUGGACAGAGUACUGUCCCCAAGAUGAAAAUUAAAGGUUUUAUGGUAAAUACAGUGUGGGAUUUCUGGAGGAGCUGGGGAGUGAGACUGUGGGUUGGGAAUAGGUGGCAAGUGGGUGGGGCAGCAGGCUUAGUUGUCCCCACAUUCCCCCAGCAGCUCUGGCUGUUUUUGCUGCCCCCACCCUACACAAUCAGCCCUGCCCAUGCUUCUGAGUGGUACAUCUCAAAAAGCAAGAGCUGAGACUUCUCCAUCCUGUCCGUCAAAUUCAAGUGUGAAAAGAAGCUGGGCGCAGUGGCUCAUGCCUGUAAUCCCAGCUGCUAGGGAGGCUGAGGCAGGAGGCUCUUGAGUUCAUAAGCCAGCCUCAGGAACUCAGUGAGACCCUGUCUCUAAAUAAAAUAUAAAUAUUAAAAAGGGCUGGGGAUGUGGCGGUGUGGUUAAGGGCCCAUGGCUCAAUCCUCAAUACAAAAAAAAAAAAAAAAAA
Molecule: messenger RNA, 1947 nt
Organism: Sciurus carolinensis (gray squirrel)
Lineage: Eukaryota; Metazoa; Chordata; Mammalia; Rodentia; Sciuridae
Gene: Tsga10ip
Product: testis specific 10 interacting protein
Biological process (GO): cilium organization
Cellular component (GO): cilium; ciliary basal body; photoreceptor connecting cilium
Source: RefSeq, a predicted model, not a curated record